CAUUUUGACAGUAUGCGGUCAGAUUUCUUUCUAAGUGCGUUAUUAACAUUUUCUUUGGGUGAUUCUCAUUAAUUAAAAACGACGUCUUUAACGCUUAUAAAUGGUCUUAAUUGUCCGCGGAACGCAGUGUGAGGUGCACCCGGAUCGUACUAUGAGAGGAUAGCGAAUUAGGAAAUAAAUUUUAAAAUAAAGUAGAAAUCCGAGCUCCUUUUUCACCGACACCCAAACAUCACGAAAUAAUUCCUUAUUUUUUCUUCGUUAUUUUAACGGAAUCGUACGUUUCCCUCGAGUUCUCCCUUAAAAUACGCAAUAGUGUGGUGCUUUACGGUCUCAAACAAAAUGACCGAAUACAAACUAGUGGUUGUCGGUGCGGGAGGUGUUGGGAAAUCCGCGCUGACAAUUCAAUUGAUACAAAAUCAUUUCGUCGACGAAUAUGAUCCCACAAUCGAGGAUUCAUACCGUAAACAAGUCGUGAUAGAUAGCGAAACGUGUCUUUUGGAUAUUUUGGAUACAGCCGGACAAGAAGAGUACAGCGCAAUGAGGGAUCAGUACAUGAGAACCGGCGAAGGGUUUUUAUUGGUUUUUGCUGUUAAUUCAGCGAAAAGUUUCGAAGAUAUCAGCACUUAUAGAGAACAGAUUAAAAGGGUUAAGGAUGCCGAAGAAGUGCCUAUGGUUUUAGUUGGAAAUAAAUGUGAUUUAUCCGCAUGGGCUGUUGAUAUGAAUCAAGCGAGAGAGAUUGCAAAACAAUAUGGAAUUCCGUUUGUGGAAACAUCAGCGAAAACACGUAUGGGUGUGGACGAUGCUUUCUAUACCUUAGUAAGGGAAAUACGUGAUGACAAAAAAAAAGGGACAAGUAAGCCGAAAAUCCCCAUGAUCGGUAGUAGGCACGGUUUGAAAUUACGUUGCUCGAUUUUAUAAAACCAUAUCUGGUCUCCACACAAAAUAACAAAACAAAAACUAUUUUCUAUCGAUACUGUCUAACUUGUUAUUGUAUUUGAAAGAAUACAAAAAAGAAAUGGAUGGAGAAAACAGUUUAAUAAUAAAUAUAAUAAACCCA
Onthophagus taurus is the source of this 1057-nucleotide messenger RNA. RefSeq names its product ras-like protein 1 (gene Ras85D). Gene Ontology annotation, molecular function: GTP binding; GTPase activity. The record is from RefSeq and is a predicted model, not a curated record. Gene Ontology annotation, cellular component: membrane. Lineage: Eukaryota; Metazoa; Arthropoda; Insecta; Coleoptera; Scarabaeidae. Gene Ontology annotation, biological process: signal transduction.